Onychostoma macrolepis is the source of this 894-nucleotide messenger RNA. RefSeq names its product chromosome 20 C8orf82 homolog (gene c20h8orf82). Lineage: Eukaryota; Metazoa; Chordata; Actinopteri; Cypriniformes; Cyprinidae. The coding region runs from base 128 to 778 and encodes 216 amino acids. The transcript is spliced from 3 exons. The record is from RefSeq and is a predicted model, not a curated record.
UGUUUCCCCCGGAUACAGAGAGCGCUGGACCUACAAAACAUAAACAUAACAGACUUUACAUUGCUGGACAGAUUUCCACCACCAUGCUUGUUUAUUACACUGGGGUUCUGCUGUAACAGAAGCAGCUAUGAGGUUCGCUAACAGGCUGUUUAGCAGUGAAUGGAGGAGGUUGUUGAGCAGGGAUGUGUCCUCAUACACACAAGGACAGAGUCCAGAGGCGAGAAUCAGAGAGUAUUUCUACUAUAUCGACCAUCAAGGACAGCUGUUUCUGGAUGACACCAAGGUGAAGAACUUUGUCACCUGUUUCAAAGACCAGCACUUCUUAGUGUUCUUCUUCAACCGUCUGAAGGUCAACCAGAGCGGCCGAUAUGAACAGGACUUCCCCUUCCUCUCGCUCUGCGGGCGCGAGCGUAACUUCCUGCGCUGUGAUGACCGGCCUGUUGUUUUCACACACCUGUUAUCGGAGGCGGGGCAUGAGGAGCGUCUGUCAUACUGUGGAGGCGGAGCCAAACUGACCAUCCCGUUCUGCCCAGAAUCUCUCUUCAUGCACCCAGUCAGCGGUAGAGUGUACCAUCCCGGACCGGAGCGGGGUGGAGGUGUGGGGUUAGUAAGGUCGGCGCUGGCCAUUGAGCUGAGCGCUCACUUUGAGUAUGCCAUGGGUCAGGAGAGCACGGGACAGCCCACUCAUUUCAUAUGGGCGGGGCAUCGACACACUCUAACCAAUGAGCUGGCCAAACAUUUUCCUGUUCAAACUGAUGAAUGUGUUAAGCUAGAGUGAUUCAGUCAACCUACAAAUAGAUUAUCAUCAUUAAAAUCCUGCUGAAAUUAAUGUAUAUUCAUGUAUAAUGUAUAUUCUGAACAUACUGCUGAAAUAAAUGUAUAUAUUGGGUCUUA